AUGCACUUCCUCCAGAACGCUUUCGUGGCCGCCACUAUGGGCGCUGCGCUGGCCGCCGCUGCUCCUCUUGAGAAGCGCUCCUGCACUUUCACCUCCGCCUCUGCUGCCAAGUCUGGCAAGUCCUCUUGCACCACCAUCACCCUCGACAACAUCGAGGUCCCCGCCGGUGAGACUCUUGACUUGACUGGCCUCAAGAAGGGUACUACCGUCAUCUUCGAGGGUGAAACCACCUUUGGCUACAAGGAAUGGAAGGGUCCCCUGAUCUCCAUGUCCGGUACCGACAUCACCGUCAAGCAGGCCUCCGGUGCCAAGAUCAACUGCGACGGUGCUCGCUGGUGGGACGGCAAGGGUAGCAACGGUGGCAAGACCAAGCCCAAGUUCUUCCAGGCUCACAAGCUCGACGAGUCCAGCAUCACCGGCCUGAAGAUCUACAACACCCCUGUCCAGGGCUUCAGCAUUCUGGCUGACCACCUGACCAUCACCGACGUGACCAUCGACAACUCCGCCGGUACGAGCAAGGGCCACAACACCGAUGCCUUUGACAUUGGUCAGAGUACCUACAUCACCAUCGACGGUGCCACCGUCUACAACCAGGAUGAUUGCCUGGCCAUCAACUCGGGUGAGCACAUCACUUUCACCAACGGUUACUGUGACGGUGGCCACGGUCUCUCCAUUGGUUCCAUUGGUGGCCGCAGCGACAACACCGUCAACGACGUGACCAUCUCCAACUCCAAGGUGCUCAACUCCCAGAACGGUGUCCGUAUCAAGACCAUCUACGGCAAGACCGGCACUGUUGAGAACGUCAAGUUCGAGGACAUCACCCUGUCCGACAUCAGCAAGUACGGUAUCGUCGUUGAGCAGGACUACGAGAACGGCAGCCCCACCGGCACGCCCACCAACGGUGUCAAGGUUGAGGACAUCACUUUCAAGAAGGUCACCGGCAGCGUCAAGAGCUCUGGUACUGACAUCUACAUCCUGUGCGGUUCCGGCAGCUGCUCGAACUGGACCUGGAGCGGUGUUGAUGUGACUGGCGGCAAGAAGAGCAGCAAGUGCAAGAACGUCCCCUCGGGCGCUUCUUGCAGCGACUAA
Molecule: messenger RNA, 1089 nt
Organism: Aspergillus tubingensis
Lineage: Eukaryota; Fungi; Ascomycota; Eurotiomycetes; Eurotiales; Aspergillaceae
Product: glycoside hydrolase family 28 protein
Exons: 3
Coding region: 1-1089 (362 amino acids)
Biological process (GO): pectin catabolic process
Cellular component (GO): extracellular region
Molecular function (GO): polygalacturonase activity
Source: RefSeq, a predicted model, not a curated record